AUGACUUCCCUUCUCAAGAAAACGUCUAUAUUCGGUGGUGACAGGCCAUGGUCACCUCUUGACUGGACAUCUUCAGACGACCGAGUUCGCGGCGGCUCCUCUAUCUCAGAACUCGCUUGCAACCCUCUCUCACCUACCGCCAUCUUCCACGGCAACCUCGACACCAAAACACUAGGUGGCGCAGGCUUUGCCUCACAGCGAACAACCGGAGAGGACCGAAACUGGGAUCUCUCCAAGUAUGAUGGUCUAGUCCUUGACAUUGCCAAGUCAGACGAGAAGAAAUAUACCUUGACAUUGAAGGACGAGCUGCUGCCCAAAAUGCCAAACGGCAGGGACCAAAGUACCGUGAGCUGGGAAUAUGAUUUUAAGGCAAACCCACAUGGGGGAAAGAUAUUCAUCCAAUGGGACGAAUUCAAGCCUACGUACCGGGGACGAGAUAAGAAGGAUGCAAAGCCUUUGGACUUGCAGCAUGUGAAAAGAAUCAGCUUCAUGAUGCGCAGUUUUUUUGCUACUCAAGAGGGCGAUUUCUCGUUAUCCAUUAAUUCGCUGUCGGCUUUCUCCAAGCAUGACAAGGCAACAGGAGAGCAGUUGCAUAAUGGCUUAAAGCAUAGAGCGACAUCCAACUCAGCGAACGGCACUUCCGGUGGUGGCACCCAAGGAUGGUUCAACUGGAUGUUUUCAUCUUGCGUAGCAUCAUGA
Messenger RNA from Drepanopeziza brunnea f. sp. 'multigermtubi' MB_m1, 699 nucleotides. RefSeq lists its product as uncharacterized. Lineage: Eukaryota; Fungi; Ascomycota; Leotiomycetes; Helotiales; Drepanopezizaceae. The record is from RefSeq and is a predicted model, not a curated record. Gene Ontology annotation, biological process: NADH dehydrogenase complex assembly.